UUAAACCCAACUCAAUACCACGCAAUUUCUCUCCUCUUUCCUUCAGGCUUCAAUGCCCGAGAAUACUAUAAAUAAACAUACGCCGAUAUCUAAUUUGCUUCCUACUUCCUCAACGCGCUUCUCGCCCUUUAGAAGCGUGCUUCUGUCUCUCUCUCUCUCUCUCAGCGGUCUACGGCCAAUUCAUACAUAGAGAGAGAGUGGGAUAGAGAGAUAAGGAAGGGUCCGUUGGAUACUCCCAGCAUUUCUCGCUGUUCGAAUCUCAAUCAUACGUCCUCAGGUUCUUGUUGCAUUGUUUUAGCAAUUCCAUCGCAAUGGCUGCCACUGCAACUGUCUCUUCUACAGGUCCACGGUAUGCACCAGAGGACCCCACACUCCCAAAACCAUGGAGAGGCCUUGUUGAUGGCAAAACUGGGUACCUUUACUACUGGAAUCCAGAGACGAAUGUAACCCAAUACGAGAGGCCUUCAGGCUCGACUCCUCGACCAAAGUCUUCUUCAGUGCCCAUUAGCUCUUCUGUCCAAGUUCAACAAUCUUCCCAAUUACAGCGUCGGGGCUAUGGUCCUGAUGUAGAUGAGAGGUAUGGAAGAGGUAGCAAUGGUGGUUUAAAACCCGAGGUUGGAUCAAGGACUCAGCAGAGUGUAAAAGGGGGAACUUUCCAUUCCAGUAAUGCUCCAAAUGGGACUCUCAUUGUCGGACCUGGAGGUUCUUCUACAAGAGCACAUGUUGCUUCAGACGUCGGAGUUGGUUUAUCUGCAGAGUCUUAUCGUCGCCGGCAUGAAAUAACUGUUACCGGUGAUAAUGUGCCUCCACCUUUUACAUCAUUUGAAGCUAGUGGUUUUCCACCUGAGAUUCUUAGUGAGGUACACAAUGCUGGGUUCUCUGCCCCAACUCCAAUUCAGGCACAGUCAUGGCCAAUUGCUCUUCAAGGUAGAGACAUAGUGGCCAUUGCCAAAACUGGUUCGGGGAAAACCUUGGGUUACUUGGUUCCUGGAUUUAUUCAUCUCAAGCGUACCCGUAAGAAUCCUCAAUUGGGUCCAACUGUGUUAGUAUUGUCGCCAACAAGGGAGUUGGCAACACAAAUACAAGAUGAAGCAGUGAAGUUUGGAAAAUCAUCAAGAAUCUCGUGCACGUGUUUGUAUGGAGGAGCUCCAAAAGGACCCCAGUUGAGAGAUAUAGACAGAGGAUCAGAUAUAGUGGUUGCCACGCCUGGCCGCUUGAAUGAUAUUCUUGAGAUGAGGAGAAUCAGCCUUCAUCAAGUUUCUUACCUUGUACUCGAUGAGGCCGAUCGGAUGCUUGACAUGGGUUUUGAACCUCAGAUAAGGAAGAUUGUAAAGGAGGUGCCUCCUCGCCGCCAGACCCUCAUGUACACAGCAACAUGGCCAAAGGAAGUUCGGAAAAUUGCAGCAGAUCUGCUGGUCAAUCCUGUUCAGGUUAACAUGGGCAAUGUGGAUGAGCUUGUCGCAAACAAGUCCAUUACGCAGCAUGUUGAACUAUUGGCACCCAUGGAAAAACACAGGCGGGUGGAGCAGAUAUUGCGAUCUCAAGAACCAGGAUCAAAGAUAAUUAUCUUUUGUUCAACCAAGAAGAUGUGUGAUCAGCUUGCUCGCAAUCUUAGCCGCCAGUUUGGUGCUGCUGUUAUUCAUGGAGACAAAUCUCAGGGUGAGAGGGAUCACGUGUUGAGUCAGUUCCGAACCGGGAGGUCUCCAAUUCUUGUAGCUACUGAUGUUGCAGCUCGAGGACUGGAUAUCAAGGACAUCAGGGUAGUUAUCAACUAUGAUUUCCCAACAGGAGUGGAGGAUUAUGUUCAUAGGAUUGGGAGGACGGGGAGGGCGGGUGCCACAGGUGUGGCUUAUACAUUCUUUGGCGACCAGGAUGCCAGAUUUGCUUCAGAUCUCAUCAAAGUUUUGGAAGGUGCAAAUCAGCGAGUCCCCGAAAUUCGUGAAUUGUCAUCUCGUGGCGGUGGGAUGGGCAGGUCCAGACGUUGGGGUUCUAGUUCUAGUUUUGGUGGUCGUGAUGGGGGCCGUGGUGGACGUAAUGAUUCAGGUCAUGGGGGAAGGGGUGGGCGGGGAUUUUCUUCUACCCCUUCUGGACGGCCAGAAAGAGGUGGAGGCCGUGGAAAUGACUAUGAGUCACGUGAGAGGUAUGAACGUGGUUACAACUAUGGACAAGAUAGAGGCCGCAGCCGCAGUCGCAGCCCCAACAAGGGUUCUGCUUGGGGUGAACGCAGUAAAAGUAGGAACCGCAGCCGUAGUCGUAGCCUUGACCGGUAUGAUAGGGCUCCACAAGCACAUGUGCGCUCCCCAGCACGCAGUUUUCACCAAGCAAUGAUGGAACAUGGUAGGUCAUCCCCACCACCUCAACACCAACGUGUGCCGCUUCACAACAGUGGGAGUGCAAGGGAACCCAAGGAUUCACCACAUGAAUGGGGGAGAUCCUUGGGUGGAGGGCGGCAGGAAAAUGGAGGAUUUGCCAAUGGACCUCGUUCUGCUUAUUUAGGGGAUGAAGAGGAGGAAGGCAUGAUACCUCAGGAUGAGGAUGACAUUGUGGUAUCACGCAGCAGAUGAAGGUGCCGGCCUGAGGCUGCGCUUUGUGUUUGUUUUUUAUAAGUGUUGUAAGUGGAGGUAGGUGCCAUAACUAAGAAAACGGUGGCGUUUGGGGGCGAGAGGGGGGGGGGGGGGGUGGGGUGGUGGUGGUGGUUAAAGAAAGACUGAACCAGAUUCCUUAGAACUUUGACUUCAUUUGUUUCUCUUUCUUGUGUUUGGUACGGAAGAAAGGGCAAGGAUGAAACAUCCCUCAACAAAAUUGAUGUAACAUGGUGAACUGAAUAGUAUAUUUGCUAAUUGUUCUUGCUA
Molecule: messenger RNA, 2852 nt
Organism: Juglans microcarpa x Juglans regia
Lineage: Eukaryota; Viridiplantae; Streptophyta; Magnoliopsida; Fagales; Juglandaceae
Product: ATP-dependent RNA helicase-like protein DB10
Cellular component (GO): cytoplasm; ribonucleoprotein complex; nucleus
Molecular function (GO): protein binding; RNA helicase activity; ATP binding
Source: RefSeq, a predicted model, not a curated record